Rotaria socialis is the source of this 621-nucleotide messenger RNA. NCBI's taxonomy places the organism in Eukaryota, Metazoa, Rotifera, Eurotatoria, Philodinida, Philodinidae. The record is from the annotation of a GenBank genome assembly.
AUGUGGCUCAUAAAUAUAUUUUUCUUUAUUGGCCUAUCAAUCGCAUGUUCUUUAAAUACCGAUUCCAGAGCAUUGGAAACAAAAUUAAUAUCUGAAAAGAAUCUUACGUCAUUUUCGAGUUUUGAUAAAAAUCUAAAAUAUUUUAUUGCUAAUAAACUGCACUCAAUAUCGGAUUCUCUCCAUUAUGGGAAGAUAAUUCCGUCAUUUUCUGUUCAACCAAAUGAAGGUGAACGUCUGCAAGUAUUAGCACGUGCAAAUUUUGAACGAAUAAUUAAAAUACGCGGUAGUCAAACACAUGGAAGAAUUAUGAUAAUGGAAGGAGAAAUUUUAGUUGGAGAAGGUCCACCGACUCAUAUUCAUCAUUGUGAAGAUGUGUAUUUUCAUGUUUUAAAAGGCGAACUUGAAAUUGAAGUUGGAGAUCACAACAUUUUUUGGGAACAGUUGACACAUGGAUUUGGUGCAAGAUUACAAUUUGUAUUUCAACCAGCCGGUAUUGAACAUUAUUUUGAAGAAGUUAGCAAAGUUAUUGUUGCACAACAACCAGAUUGGCAAAAUCAAGCAGCUGCUGUUGCAGAAAAAUAUGAAAUUGAACUUCUCGGAAGACCGGAUUGGGCUGGAUGA